AUGAAGUGAGAGUAUAUUUGUUUUUGAUUAAGAAAUAAGGCAGCUAUAAACUGUAUGCCUGGAUACAUUGGACAGGUUCAUAAAUCUGAAGGUGAAGCUGCCAGUGUUGCUGCUUUUGGCCCUGCCUGUUCUGCACACCGAAGAUGAAGCUCUCAGUGCUGUUGCUACCGGCCCUGCUGACUAUGUCUUCAGCUGGUCUGCAAGACUCCAGCCUGGAAUGGCAGACCUCGUCUGGCUCUCUCCCAUCUGGUGCCGUUUCAAUUUACAAUGGAAAUGCCGCUCGCUACGACUAUGUCUGCCAAUACAGGUGCUCAUCUGGCUUCUACAACCCCAACAUGGGUCAUUACUGCCACUACCCCUUGUCAGGGAAAGAGAAUCUUGCCAGCUCAUUUGAGUUCCUGGUAAACAAAGACAACUUUGAUGUUUUAGAAUGGAAGGAUGGCUCCUGGGGUUCAGUGCCUCAAAAUGCAGUCUACACAUGCUCCCCCGGAGACACAUAUGUUGGGUUGAACGAGUAUGGUCUUGGGAAGGUGCAUGUUAAACACAAGGCCUUCUUCCUUCCCUGGAAAGGUCAUGAGUAUUGGUACAAGAACUACCAGGUCCUGACCAUCAACAAAGAAAUAAACAGCGAGCACAUGUCCAAUGUCAAUUACAACACUAAUGUUAAAGUCUUCCAGCAUCCUCCAGAGACCAUGACCAAGUCCAUCAUAACCAACAAUGAGUGCAGCCCAGUUGUGAAAAGAGUUGAGCUCUCAAAAACCUACAUGGAGGAGAAAAGGUGGGACACCAGCACUGCCAUCACGACUGGGGUCAGUAGUAGCAUCACCGCCCAAAUCCCAUUCAUCGGCUCUGCAGAUAUUGCGCUCAGCGUUGAAACAACAAAGCAAUUCUCCAGUGGAACCACUGUGGUGGAGUCGAAAACCUACUCUGUCUCUGUGGAGCAAACUGUCCCACCAAACCACUCCUGCAGUGUCAGUAUGGUGGGAUAUAAGUAUAAGGCAGACAUCCCCUACACAGCUCGCCUCAGCCGCACCUACAGAAACGGGCAGACGACAUGGACGUCCAUCACUGGGACCUACAAGGGCGUCAACGUUGGAGAAGUCCACUCUGUUGUGGAUCGCUGUAAACCUCUACCCAAUUCCAAGCCUUGUCCCUGAAAGAAAAAUAUAAUCUUAAGAUAUCUGACAUAAUCAAUGUUAAAUAUUGGUGAAAAUGAAAAAUGUACUAUACUAAUUCUAGUUAUAAUUGGCUGGGCAAAAGGAUAGGAGUGGUGAAGGAGGAGUCAAGAAAGCUUCCCUGAGAUGACAUAUCCAAUGAUUUCAGCAGAACACUGAAAAAUUACUAACUUUUCAGGGCUUUUUCAUUUUUCAUUUUGAGCUUUAUAUAUUUCUCUGUUAAGUCCCACUCAGUAUUUUUUGGAACAUACUGUAUAUAUUGCAGUUAUAGUAAAAAUACAAUGAUGAUAAGUUUUUUUUUUUUUUUUAUUACAAAUGAAUGUAGGCUUACAAUAAAAUGAUUUAUAUGUGUAAGGAAUUGUAUUGUUACCUCUAUUUAAUAAUAAGAGGAAGUUAAGCCAUAGAGCUUUUAUUGUGAAGGGGAAAACAGAAGUGGUGAAAUGUUGUGAUAAGUUUCCAUUGAUUGUAUUUUUGAUUAAUAAAAGAGAAGACAUGCAGUGCCGUCUUGGUUCAGACAUUAAAGCUUGUGUUUUCAUUUUAUAGUUUCAUAGUAUAGUAUAUAGGUGACAUACAAAACCCUUUGUUACAUAUGUGUGCAUGUAUGAGGAAGCAUUUUUCUGAUUCUUGAAUGAUUAUAAUAACUACAGUAGCGA
Molecule: messenger RNA, 1828 nt
Organism: Sander lucioperca (pikeperch)
Lineage: Eukaryota; Metazoa; Chordata; Actinopteri; Perciformes; Percidae
Product: natterin-3-like
Exons: 3
Coding region: 144-1157 (337 amino acids)
Source: RefSeq, a predicted model, not a curated record